Molecule: messenger RNA, 1596 nt
Organism: Oryzias latipes (Japanese medaka)
Lineage: Eukaryota; Metazoa; Chordata; Actinopteri; Beloniformes; Adrianichthyidae
Gene: rflnb
Product: refilin B
Biological process (GO): actin filament bundle organization; negative regulation of bone mineralization involved in bone maturation; negative regulation of chondrocyte development
Cellular component (GO): actin filament bundle
Molecular function (GO): filamin binding
Source: RefSeq, a predicted model, not a curated record
UUUCGCGCCUCCUGAAGCAGUUCGGGGUCUUGUGUUUGCGUGAGGAGGACCAGGACAGGGUCCGGCUGUCGCGGGGGUGGUCUACUACGGGGGCUGCAGCCGCAUGUGGACGUGCAAUAAAUAAUCUCGGGUGGAACUGUUUUACACAACGUGGGGUCCUGCCCGCUGGACUUUUGUAACUCCUAACGAGAAAUGGUUGGCAGGCUGAACUUCCUGAGUGCGUGUGAAGAAGGAGACCCUCUGGCAAUGAGCUGCAGCCGGGCUGAACGGGGACUGGAUAGCCCGGACUCCGGGCUGCCGCCGAGCCCCAGCCCGAGCGCCUGGCUGCCGCCUGCGUGUCCGGAGAAAGCCCGCGGUUCGAGCCCGGUGUCUGAGGAUGAAGGAAAGGGCUCUUUGACCUCCAGUUCCACUCCUGCACUUCUCCCUCAGCUGCUGCCUCUGUCCUUUGGUGAAGGCAUUGCACUAGAUCCGCUGCCCUCAAAGGAACUCAGAUACACAUCAUCUCUGCUCUACGACUCAGACCGCCACUUCAUCCAGAACGUGACCUUCCAGCCGCUGGGUCAGGGUCUGGACUCCUGCAGGCAGACCAUCGUGGCCAUGUCCCACAGCACCUGGCGCCACUACAAGACCCACCUAGUGUUCCAGCCACGCCAGCGGCCCCAACACUACAGGACAACCACCAUCAUUUACCCUAAGAGAACCAGUACCGCCUAUACAACCGAGCUGAGCUACGACUCCCACCGAACAGCCAGACGGCGCUUCCUGUCCAGUGUGGAGCUGGAGGCGGCCGGCAGCAGAGAACCACCUCAGUAAAAGUGGAGUUUAGGGGUCAGAGCAGAAGGAGGAGGGGCCCCCCACCCACUGUCCCCUGAGGUUGCACUGAAGCCAGACUUGUGGCUUGACUUCCUUCCUUCCUGUCAUCCUCUCUACCUUCAUCCUCAAGUCUUCUGAUACUCACAUUGAAACAGCCACCAUCAUCGUCUCUGCAGUCGCAACUGACUUAUUUUUAAUGAUGAGGUGCAAAACGGUUGCAUUUUUAUUCUUAAAAAUCCAUGCUUUUAAGAUGCCUCUGCUACUGACCUGCUGUUUUGUCUUCAGGGUUUUGUACAUCUUAUACAUUUUUUGUCAUGCUGUGGGGUGGUAAACCAGGAUUUUUAUUGUUUUUUUUUUUUUCUGGAUUUAUAUCAGAUUUAUAUUUAUGAAAUAAAUAAUGAAGUUAUACGUAUUUUGGUUUGUUAGAGUUUCUAAACCUCUACUUUAAUAAAGAAAUAUAAGGUAUAUGAGAAGCUAAUCUUGUUUAAACGUAUGUGCAAUGUUUGUUUUUAAGGAGUGUAGCAUAACCGUUUUUAAAAGCUUUUUAGAUCUUGUUUUUAUAUAAUGCAAAGGAAAGUGCUAAUAAAGGAAAGUGUUUAAUAAAUGGUUACCCAACAACCCUCCGUUAAAAUACCUUUAGUUAUGACGCUGUGUUUUGCAAUUGUGUUUCUUUUUUUCUUCUAAAUAAUAGCAGAUGAUUUAUGAGUCCCUCCUUAUGCACCAUCUUAAAAUUUAUAUAUUAUUGUUUGCCAGAAGCUUGAAAUAAAGUUGGGCUUUUUUUCA